AGAGUGAACUUUUUCCUGUGCAGCAGUCAGCUACUUUCUGAGCGCAACCCCCUAUCCUUUCAGUAUGCAGACGGCUCGGAAUGGCUACUGACGCCAGCACGCUUGAGGAGCUCCAUAGCGAGCUCACCUGUCCAGUGUGCCUCGAGCUCUUCCGUGAGCCGGUGAUCCUCGAGUGCGGACACCACUUCUGUCGCGUGUGCAUUACGCAGUGCUGGGAGGCCAAGUGCGAUGAACACCCGACCUGCCCGAAGUGCCGAAAGGCAUGCGCUCCGAAGCUGCGCCCCAACUCUCUUCUGUGUAACGUCGUGGACAGCGUGAGGAGAGCUCGAGCCAUGGAUGGGAAACCCGGGGACCAGGAGAGCUCACAGGAGGAUACUGAAGAACGGCAACAGGGGGGCAUUAUGCCCAGCUCCGGGUUCAGUUUCACCGAUUUUUCUCCGCGCCUCGAGUCAGACCUGUGCGAGGAGCACGAGGAGAAGUUGAAGCUAUUCUGUGAGGAUGAUCAGCUUGCGAUCUGCCUGGUGUGCGGGAUGUCCCGAGACCACAAGACGCACAAUGUCAUCCCCAUCAACGAGGCGUUCGAGAACUACAAGGACAAGCUGUCCAUAGCCCUGGAGAGAGUAAUGAUCCAGACUGAACAGGCUUCUCUCUAUCAGGUCCAGACCAACAACAAGAUCAUGCUCAUCAAGGAGCAUGCUGGGGACAUAGAGGAGCAGGUGAGUGCAGAGUUUGGACGCCUGAGGGAGUUCCUUCUCCAGGAGGAGGAGAGAGUGAAGGAGAGACUGCAGCGGGAGAAGGAAAAGAGGCUCAACCAAUUGGAGGAGGUCGUCAAACACACAACAGAGCAAAUUGGCCAGUUAGAGCAAACUGCCGACCAGCUCCGCGUCAAACUCCGAGAGAAUGAGAACCCAGCACAACUCCGGGGAAUCAAGGAUUUUAUCGGAGGAGCGGAGAUUAUGUUUGAGCGACCCCUGGAGGUGUCUGUGGAUCUGCCGGAGGGGGAGUUCCUGGGACCACUGCAGUACCGCACCUGGAGGAGGAUGAACGCUGUCCUUCAGCCAGGUGUGACAGCGGUGACUCUAAACCCAGACACUGCCUACCCCAGGCUGUGGGUGUCCACGUGCUGCACCCAGGUCAGUGUCGGGGACAUCCAGCCCAACCUGCCCAACAACCCUGAGCGCUUCACGCGCUACAACAUUGUCCUGGGAAGCCAGGCCCUCACCUCAGGGCAACACUACUGGGUGGUUGAGGUGGGCACCAAGACGGCCUGGGGGCUGGGGGUGGCGGCCGCCUCGGUCAACAGGAAGGAUGAGAUUAGCCUGUGUCCCGACGACGGCUUCUGGACCCUGGUGUUAAGAGAGGGGCGGGGAGGGAGCGAGUACGAGGCCUGCACCAACCACGAGGAGAGCCUGUUGCACCCCCCUCGACCCCCCAGGAGGGUAGGGGUGUACCUUGACUACGGGAGGGGUGUGGUGGCGUUUUACGACGCAGGGGAUAUGAGUCACCUGUUCACGUUCUCCGACGCCACGUUCACAGAGCCGGUGUUCCCCUACUUCAACCCCUGGCCAAUCAUCAAAGGGAGAAACCGUGACCCUCUUAUUAUUAUUAGCCCGGACCCGGAGGUUUGAGAGACCUGUUAAGAACUGUCAGAGAACACUGAGAACCAAAGACAAGAAAGUAGAACAAUGUAGAGAACCUGUGAGAGAAACUGCAAUGUCAUCAUCCUAUUCACUAAUGUACUAACACUUUACUAUUGUUCACAGUUUUGUCAUUUAUGAACAUUUCCUGUAAAUAUGUUAUGUUUCCAUGGAAUAUAUGGGUGUUUUGUGUUUAAAGAGAGCACAUGCCAGAGGACUCCACAUGGAAAAACGAAUUGAAAAGCACCUUAAACAUGACAUUCUUUCCCUUACAAAAGGACAUGGCCAAAGAAUGAAAUUACAAUUUCGUACUAUAUUUAUAUAAAGUGUAUAUAUAGUAAGGUUACAGUGUUUUACAGUGUAUUUUACAUUUUAAUAACGGGAGUAUAUACAUCGGCAAAUCAGAUCACACCUCCAUUCUGCUCCUCCCCACCUAUAUGCAGAAACUUAAGCAAGAAGCACCUGUGGUAAGGUCUGUUGGUGUGACCAAUCAGAAUCUAUGCUUCAAGAUUGUUUUGAUCACGCAGACUGGAAAAUGUUCCCGGUCGCCUUUGAGAAUAGUAUCGACGUAUACACUUCGGUGACUGGGUUCAUCAGGAAGUGCAUUAAGGAUGUUGUUCCCACUGUGACGAUUAGAACUUAUCCAAACCAAAACCGCGGAUAGAUGGCAGCAUUCGCGCAAAACUGAAGGCGCGAACCACUACAUUUAACCACGACAAGGUGACUGGGUACAUGGACGUGUAUAAAGAGACCAGCUAUGGUCGCAAUUCAACAGCUCAAAGAUGAGAUGAUAAUCACAAAUUAUAAAGGGAAAGCCAGCCACGUCACGGACACCGACACCUCGCUUUCGGACAAGCUAAACACCUUCGCCCGCUUCCAGGAAAACAACAUCGAGCCACUGACGCAGGCCCUUGACGCUCACGGGGACUGUGUGCUCUCGUUCUCCGUGGCCGAUGUGUGUAAGACAUUUAAGCGUUGCCGGCCCAGGUUGCCGGCCCAGACGGCAUCCCAAGCCGUGUUCUCAUAGCAUGUGCAGACAAACUGGCUGGAGUGUUUACAGACAUUACAUCUCUCCAUAUUCCAGUCUGUUGUCCCCACUCUCUUCAAGAUGUCCACCCUUGUUCCUGUACCCAAGAAAGCGAAGGUAACUGAACGAAUUAAAUGACUUGUCGCCCCAUAGCACUCACUUCUGUCAUUGUGAAAUGCUUUGAGAGGCUAGGUAAGGAUCAUAUCACCUUACCCGGCACCCUAGAUCCACUACAAUUCGCCUACCGCCCCAACAGAUCGACGGACGACGCAAUUGCCAUUACACUGCAUACAGCCCUGGACAAGAGAAAUACCCAUGUAAGAAGGCUGUUCAUCGACUACAGCUCAGCCUUCAACACCAUAAUGCCCUCCAAGCUCAUCACUAAGCUCAGAGCCCUGGGUCCCCCCCCGUGCAACUGGAUCCUAGACUUCCUACAGCACCAGGUGUCACAGGAAGGCCAAGAAGAUCAUCAAGAACCUCAGCCACCUGAGCCACGGCCUGUUCACCCCGCUACCGUCUAGAAGGUGGAGACUGUACAGGCGGAUUAAAGCUGGGACCGAGAGACUGAUAAACAGCUUUUAUCUCCAGGCCAUCAGACUGUUAAACAGUCACCAUUAGCCUUAGUCACUGUUCUUGCCAGGUACCACCCAGUACUCCACCCUGCACCUUAGAGACUGCUGCCCUAUGUACAUAGAGUCAUUCAACACUGGUCACUUUAAUAAUGUUUGCAUACUGUUUUACCCACUUCAUAUGUAUAUACUGUAUUCUAGUCAAGGCUCAUCCUAUAUAACUACUGCUGUCCACACCUUUUCUAUUCAUAUACUGUCCAUACUGUCUAUACACACCAUUAUAUACAGUAUAAUGGUGUGUAUAGACACACCAGGCCCACCCAUAGCUGCUCCCCUGCCCAGUCAUGUGAAAUCCAUAGAUUAGGGCCUAAUGAAUUUAUUAAGUGAUUUCCUUAUAUGAAUUGUAACUCAGCAAAAAUGUUGAAAUUGUUGCAUGUUGCGUUUUAUAUUUUUGUUCAGCAUACAUAUAAAGUGGGUUAAACAGUUUGUAAACAUUAUUAAAGUGACCAGUGCUCAAUGACUAUGUACAUAGGGCAGCAGUCUCUAAGGUGCAGGGUAGAGUACCGGGUGGUAGCCAGCUAGUAACAGUGUCUUAGGUUCAUGGCAGGGCCCUGGGCCGGAUGCUGGCUAGUGAUGACUGACAACGUCUAGGAGCGAGUAACAGGGUGACUGUGUCUGUCGGCGUCAUCUUGUGUCAUCGAUAAUAAAAAUGUGUUGCAUUACCUCCACAGUGUAGUCGUUCUACAGAUCGAUCGCACAAAUUGUUGUUCGGGAACAUGCAGAUAUUGAACUGUCUGGCUGCCGUUGGAACUUGACUCUGGUGCAUUAAGACUGUUGUUCUCUUUCAGUCCACUGGAGGGCGUUCAAACAGUGUCCACCCUAUACUUCAUUCUCACGCUGGUGACCACAAAGGAGAAUGAGCUUUAAAAGAUUAAGAGCUGCACUUAAGAAAUCAUUGAUUCAAAUCCAUAAUCCCUGAUCAAUUAUUUUGGGUAGAACUAACAGGUCAGAAAGGGGUUCAGAUUAGUGCAGAGGGUCAAGGUGGGGCUGAGUUACUGAGAGAGAACCACCUGAUCAUGUGUGUCUCUGUGUGUACGGUGUGUGUGAGCAGGAACAGGUGAGUGUGGUGUGUAUUAGCGGGAAGUGUGUGUUGUGUGUUAGGAUUAUAACCCAGACAUUGUUUCAGCCUUCUAUCUCUGACACUUUAAGCUUGAUACGCGAGGAGCUACCAGCCUAUACCACAGUACGAUAUGAAAAAAUAAGAAAUCUGUUAAAUACUUUCAAUAUUUGGUGCUGGACAUGUAUACGCUUGUGUAUUACAUCAUUUAUACAUGUGGUAUUACAAGUCUAUUACAACAUAACACAGGCUAUAUACCCCUGUCUGUGUUUUCAAACAUUGCUGCACGAGGGCGAUGUGCGCAAGUUGGUAUCAGAACAAGUGGAAGUUCUUAUGGAUUAUAAUAGAAUUUUAAGGCUUAUUUGAAUGUCAUGCUUAAUGUUUGUGUCAUCAUUGUAAAUCAACUGCAUAAUACUUAAAAACACUUCAAAUCCAACCAGCCAAAUGGCUCUUGGCUAGCUUUUGCUACAGCCUAUAUCAAUUAGAGUUAGCAUUCUAGCUAACAACUGUUGCAUCCAAAAAAGUUAUUUUGCAAAGAUCACAACGGAAUAUAAUCUUAGCGACCGUUCAAGCGAGAAUCAAAACAUCAUUGUAAGCGUAUGAGAACCCUAAAAAGUUAUUUUAUUUAGAAGUAAUAAAAACAUAAAUCUAGACUAUGUUGAAUGGGCGCAGAUGGCGAUGACUUUCUCUCUGCCGCCAAGAGUCGUGCACAUAAACUCAGCAAAAAAAUAAACGUCCUCUCACUGUCAA
Molecule: messenger RNA, 5100 nt
Organism: Salmo salar (Atlantic salmon)
Lineage: Eukaryota; Metazoa; Chordata; Actinopteri; Salmoniformes; Salmonidae
Product: zinc-binding protein A33
Biological process (GO): protein ubiquitination
Molecular function (GO): ubiquitin-protein transferase activity; zinc ion binding; protein binding
Source: RefSeq, a predicted model, not a curated record